ACGACAGCAGCCGUCGCGGCAGGCAUGUAUCUCGAUGCCAAAUAUGCUAUCCGACGAGACGUGAGAGAUAUACGGCGUGUGAGGAGUGUUAUGAAGAUGUAUACUGAAGCCGUAAAAAACAACCGCCAAUCACUCUACUACUUCUUCGAAGCCUCGGUCCUGGCCCACCCAAACAGUGACUGCAUCUGGUCGCGGACCGGCUGCUACACCUGGGCGCAAACCUCCGUACGUGCAAACCAAUACGCGCGGUUCUUCCUCGCGCAAGGCGUGAGACCGCACGAUUAUGUGGGCUUCUACCUUAUGAACAACCCGGAGUUUAUCUUUGCGUGGCUGGGACUGUGGGCCAUUGGCGCGGCACCCGCGAUGAUCAAUUACAAUCUGGGGGGCAGGGCGCUGGUGCAUUGUUUGGGGGCUAGUGGGGCAAAGCUGUUGUGCGUUGAUGAGGAUGGGGGGUUGCGGAGGAGGAUUGAGGAGGAGAGGGUGGGGAUUGAGGGGUUUGGUAUGAGGACUGUUGUUAUGGGGGAGGAGGUUAGGAGGGAGAUUGAAGGGUUGAGUGGGGAGAGGAUGGAGGAUGGGUUGAGGGAGGGUGUGAGGGGUGAUUGGCCUAUGGCUAUGUUUUAUACUAGCGGAACAACGGGUAUGCCAAAGGGAGUGCCGUUUAAGAUUGAUCGAGGAUUUGCGGCAAGUCAAUCCAAAGUUCCUUCAUUCCAACAAGGAGCUGCGAAAGCAACAGGUAUCUUGUGGAUGAAAGACGACGAUAGAUGGUACGACGGUAUGCCCUUCUACCAUGGAACCGGCGGCGUCCAGGCAAUGACUAUGAUGAUGUGGGGCAUCACGCUCUGCAUCGGCAAGAAAUUCAGCACCUCGCGAUUCUGGAGCGAAGUCCACGAUUCUCGAUCCACCUGGAUCACAUACGUCGGCGAGACUGCCCGCUACCUACUCGCAGCACCCCCCUCACCUCUCGACAAAGACCACAACGUUCGGGGCAUGUACGGCAACGGCCUCCGUCCCGACGUCUGGAUCAAAUUCCGGGAACGCUUCAACGUGCCUGAAGUCGUCGAGUUCUUCAACUCGUCCGAAGGGGUAUUCGGACUGGUGAAUUACUGCAGAGGUGACUAUCUAGCUGCCUGUGUAGGCCAUCAUGGCGCGAUAGCCAGAUACAAUAACCGGAAUCUCAUUGUCCCAGUGCUUAUAGACCAGGCGUCUGGCGCCAUUGCGCGGAAUCCGAAAACAGGCUUCGCCUACAGACAGCCAUAUGAAACAGGGGGCGAGGUCAUUGUGCAAGUCGCCAAUGUGAAGCAAUUUGCAGGCUAUUUCAACAACCCCGAAGCAACGAUGAAGAAGUUUGAGAGAGACGUGUUUAAGAAAGGGGAUUUGUGGUACCGAAGUGGUGACGCGCUUCGGAGAACAGGGGAUGGGAGAUGGUUCUUCAUGGACCGACUCGGCGAUACGUUCAGGUGGAAAGGAGAGAAUGUCAGCACGGCAGAAGUAGCAGAGGUCCUAGGACACUUUCCCGGAGUCGUCGAGGCCAAUGUCUAUGGUGUGGCGCUGCCAUCUCAUGAUGGAAGGGCUGGAUGUGCGGCCGUCUACAUUGACCCCCAUGCGAAGCACACGUUUGACUUUGCCGGCCUUCUCAAACAUUCACGCACCCAGCUCCCCAGAUACGCAGUCCCGGUCUUCAUCCGCAUCGUGAAGGAAAUGACGCCUAUCCACAACAACAAGCAGAACAAAGUACCACUGCGUGAAGAAGGCGUUGAUCCGGAAAAGGUAAAGGCUGAUGAUACGGUGUUGUGGGUUGAUGAGAAGGGGAGGGGACAUACGUAUGUGGAAUUCAGGAGGGAUCAUUGGGAAGACUUGAAGUUGGGCAAGGCGCAGUUGUAG
Lachnellula hyalina is the source of this 1881-nucleotide messenger RNA. RefSeq names its product Isopenicillin N epimerase component (gene cefD1). The transcript is spliced from 6 exons. NCBI's taxonomy places the organism in Eukaryota, Fungi, Ascomycota, Leotiomycetes, Helotiales, Lachnaceae. The annotation marks the transcript as partial. The record is from RefSeq and is a predicted model, not a curated record. Gene Ontology annotation, molecular function: long-chain fatty acid transmembrane transporter activity; long-chain fatty acid-CoA ligase activity.